GGUUGGAGCGGGAGCGCGCCGAGUUCUCGGGCAGAACGUGUCGCGGGUUUGGCCGCGAGAGCGCGCGGAGCUCAGAGCCGGAGCAGGCGCGGGCGCGGUGUGAGCGGCGGUGUCCGGGAGACCGAGCCCGAGGAGGAUGAUCGAGCGGCCCGACGCUGGGGGAGGUGUCCCGCAUCCCCGUUCUCUGGAGGGAUAUGUUGGAUUCGCAAAUCUCCCGAAUCAAGUAUACCGCAAGUCAGUGAAACGGGGAUUUGAGUUCACGCUCAUGGUUGUGGGGGAAUCAGGACUUGGCAAAUCAACUUUGAUCAAUUCGCUCUUCCUGUCAGACUUGUACUCCAAGGAAUACCCUGGGCCCUCCCUCAGGAUCAAGAAGACUGUCCAGGUUGAACAGGUAAAGGUUCUGGUUAAAGAAGGUGGUGUGCAACUCACACUGACUAUUGUUGACACCCCAGGAUUUGGAGAUGCAGUGGACAACAGUAACUGUUGGCAGCCAGUCAUCAACUACAUUGACAGCAAGUUUGAAGAUUUCCUCAACUCUGAGUCGCGAGUUAACCGCCGCCAAAUGGCUGACACCCGCGUUCACUGCUGUUUAUACUUCAUUGCUCCAUCUGGACAUGGGCUGAAGCCUUUGGACAUCGAAUUUAUGAAACGUUUACAUGACAAGGUGAAUAUUAUUCCACUCAUAGCUAAAGCAGACACCCUCACUCCUGAGGAGUGCCAACACUUCAAGAAGCAGGUAAUGAAAGAGAUCAAGGAGCAGAACAUUAAGAUUUAUGAAUUUCCAGUUACUGAAGAUGAUGAAGAUAAUAAAUUGAUAAAGAAGUUUAAGGACCAUGUACCACUGGCAGUCGUUGGAAGUACUCUCGUCUUUGAGGUCAAUGGGCGAAAGGUUAGAGGUCGCCAGUAUCCAUGGGGAGUUGCAGAAGUUGAAAAUGGAGAGCACUGUGACUUCUCUCUUCUGCGCAACAUGCUGAUCAGGACACACAUGCAAGAUCUGAAAGAUAUCACCAACAACGUCCACUAUGAGAAUUACCGGAGUCGCAAGUUGGCUGCAGUGACUGGUAAUGGGAUCGAUGCCAGUAAGACGAAGGGACCCCUCACUAGGAGUCCAUUGGCUGAAAUGGAGGAAGAACGUCGGGAGCAUGUGGCCAAAAUGAAGAAAAUGGAGACAGAGAUGGAGCAGGUCUUCGAGAUGAAGGUUAAAGAGAAAAAGCAGAAGCUUAAGGACUCUGAAAAUGAGCUGCAGCGUCGGCAUGAGCAGAUGAAGAAAAAUUUGGAGGCACAAUACAAGGAGCUUGAAGAAAAACGUAAGCAGUUUGAGGAGGAGAAAGCAGCCUGGGAGAUGGAGCAGCGUGUAUUGGAACAGCAGAGGCUCGAUUCAUCAAAAACAAUGGAGAAAAACAAAAAGAAAGGCAAGAUUUUCUGAAGUUUAUUGUCCGAAUAUUUCUGGCUGACAUCAUUACCCACCCUGCAGCUUCUGGGCGUCAAUAAAUGCCACUGAUCACACAUUUCCAGAACUGUCUUUGUCCUACCGGACUGCUGAUGAAAUGGUGAAUAUACACCAGAUCAAGACCACAUGCUUCUUCACUGAGCCUCUUGAUGUAGUUAAACUCCAUGCUGUUUGGUGUCUUGCAGGGUGAGGAGGAUUGUUUGUGUCUGCCAACACUGCAAUGCUGCUCACACUAGCCUGCCUCAAAUCAGAGUCAAGUUUUAGCUUCCAAAUUCCUGUCUGCUUGCUGUGCUCUGACACCUCCCUCACUUUCAGCAGGUAACUCAUAGCAAGGCCUGGGCAACUCCAGUUGCUGCUUUCCCCGAAUCCUCGGACAUUGCCAAGAGCUCAUCUGGUUGGUGUGCGAUGAAGGGGUUCGCAGUGUUUGGGGAUGGAGACUGCUAGCAUUUCUUCCCCGCUCAUACGGAUUGGGAAUGGGACUUAACCGUCUACAGUUCAAUCUCUGAGCUGUUACUGAGAGGGUGGAGCCCAUACAGUCACCAUACACGUUGACCAAUCCACAGAGCAACUGAACUACUCGUGACUCUCCCUAUGUAAGCUCUUUGCCUCUUGUUUCCCAGUGACUCUGUGAGGGUUUUGAUGCUGUGCAUGAUUGAUGUUGUGUAAUUGCUCCCAGGCCCUCCUGCUGUCCUCUUGUCAGGUUUUCUAUAAGCUUAAACAGCAUGGGACAAUGUGCUUUGUCACUGGCCUGGUGUUCCUACCCAGUGCAAUGGUGUGAUUGUGCUGCAACUACAGACCAGCUUGGAAAUCCUGGCUGAUCUAUUACUGAAGGUUUGUGAUGUUUUACUGUCCUUUUCAUCAGUUUAUUCAACAUGGAGAGUCUGAAGCCAUGGCUUUUCACAUCACAGCUUGGAGGACACUUCCUUUCUUUUUCCUUUCCUUCUCCCUUAUUCCUUGCCCAUUCCUUCCUUUGCUGUUGCCUCCCCAUCUCUCCCUCAUUGUGCCCUUACCACCCUGCCAUCCCCAUCUCCUGCAGGAUUCCUGCCCGUUCCCUUUCACACACUGGCCAGAGCACAUUGCUGAGGGUGCAGUUGCUCCUCUGGGAGACAGGCUGGAACUGACUGGGAUUGAUCAGUGUGUGCCCCACCCUGGGCUCCUACCCACCCCCAGUGGCUUGGGUUUUUGAAGGAGUGACUGAAAUAUUGACUCAGACUCUCCUCCUUUUGAGGCAUUUAUGAUAAGUUUUAAAAUGUAAGCUUCACUUGAUAUUUUGUAACCAUCACUGCCAUGUAUGUAAAGCAAUGAUUAAAGUCUCCAGUAUCAACUA
Molecule: messenger RNA, 2777 nt
Organism: Hemiscyllium ocellatum (epaulette shark)
Lineage: Eukaryota; Metazoa; Chordata; Chondrichthyes; Orectolobiformes; Hemiscylliidae
Product: septin-7-like
Exons: 13
Coding region: 137-1426 (429 amino acids)
Biological process (GO): cytoskeleton-dependent cytokinesis; cilium assembly
Cellular component (GO): septin ring; microtubule cytoskeleton; septin complex
Molecular function (GO): GTPase activity; molecular adaptor activity; GTP binding
Source: RefSeq, a predicted model, not a curated record